AUGACAUCCCCAGGUUCUCGUCCUUCGCAAUUGGAUCCGUGGCUCAUUGCUUCUGUUCUUAUCCUCUGCACUGUUGCUGUCAUCUUCAGUUAUUACAAGAUACUGAAGCGGUUUUGGUAUGCAUUUCGCUAUGGAAGAUCAAAUCCAAAUCACAGACGUACCCUUCUGAACGAGACCAACGCAGAUGAUGCAUCUCUACUGUAUCAAAGCCAGGGACUAGAUUUCGCUGUUAUUCGGUCUCUUCCCAUAACUCAGUUCAAGAAGAAAAGUGAAGCAGAAGAUGCAGAAGACAACCAAAGCAACACAGACUGUCCAGUAUGCUUGGGUGAAUUUGAAGAAGAGGAAUGGCUAAGACAUCUGCCCAAAUGCAAUCAUGCAUUCCACAUAUCUUGCAUUGAUACAUGGUUUGUGGCUCACUCAAAUUGCCCCUUAUGCAGAUCAGAGGUCUAUGAUUUCCACCAGGAUUGUCCUAUUCCUAUGUACACUCUAUUAGAGAGUGUCAGAGAAAGCGUUAUUCAAGAAAGAGCAUUACACUACCAAAUGCUGCGUUCUGCCAUCUUGGAGAACCAAAGCAAUGAAGCCAGAUACGACAAUCACAAUGUGUAG
Molecule: messenger RNA, 606 nt
Organism: Fragaria vesca subsp. vesca
Lineage: Eukaryota; Viridiplantae; Streptophyta; Magnoliopsida; Rosales; Rosaceae
Product: RING-H2 finger protein ATL52-like
Exons: 1
Coding region: 1-606 (201 amino acids)
Biological process (GO): protein ubiquitination
Molecular function (GO): transferase activity
Source: RefSeq, a predicted model, not a curated record